This is a messenger RNA of Micropterus dolomieu (smallmouth bass), 4121 nucleotides long. It is a transcript of the gene tbc1d23, whose product is annotated as TBC1 domain family, member 23. The transcript has 19 exons. The record is from RefSeq and is a predicted model, not a curated record. Bases 152 to 2203 code for a protein of 683 amino acids. NCBI's taxonomy places the organism in Eukaryota, Metazoa, Chordata, Actinopteri, Centrarchiformes, Centrarchidae. Gene Ontology annotation, cellular component: trans-Golgi network. Gene Ontology annotation, biological process: embryonic brain development; retrograde transport, endosome to Golgi.
GAUGUUAAUUCAUUCUUUAAGCCACUCAUCGUGUCAGCACAGCAAAAUAAGUUAUUACAGGGAGGGGUGAUGAUUCAUAAACAUUCAUACAUUGGCCGGCAAUUUUCUGCAAUGACUUAACAACAUUGUGUGAACUAUUAAUACAUGUCACAUGGACCAGGAUCUAGCUGAGGCGCUGGACUCUGGCUCUGACAUGGAGAUGGAGAGAGGCAUCGUCCAGGUCCAGGAGCAUUCGGCUCAACACAGGGCCAAGAUGUGGAAGAUUGCUCUAAAUGUCUCCGGAAAAGGAGACAGCCUUUCUCCCUGGGACGGCGUCCUCGAUUUACCAGAACAGACCCUCAUUCACAACCGCAGUGAACAGCUGAUCGACCAGCUCGGAGUAUCUGAGGAAGAGAGGCGAGACAUGGUGUCUGAUGUUGAGUCGGUCAUCACUUUUUACUGUAAGUCCCGCAACAUUUCCUUCACUCCGGAGCUGAGCUGGCCACACCUGCUCAAACCACUACUGGGGCUUCAGCUUCCCCGCAGCGACCUCUACAACUGCUUCUACGCUAUCAUGAACAAAUACAUCCCCAGGGACUGUGUGCCAAAUGGCCGACCCUUCCACCUGUACAGACUACUGCUGCAGUACCAUGAGCCAGAGCUCUGCUCCUUCUUGGACACCAAAAAGAUCACACCGGACUCCUACGCCAUCAACUGGCUGGGCAGUCUGUUUUCCAGCCACUGCCUUCCUGAAGUUACCCAGGCCUUGUGGGACUUCUACCUCCAGCAGGCUGACCCCUUCCUCAUCUUCUUCCUCCUGCUCAUCAUCCUCGUCAAUGCCAAAGAGGCCAUCCUGACACAAGAGGGAGACAGCAAAGAGGACAUCAUCAAAAUGCUGGAAGUGUCUCCUUCUCACCUGGAUUCCGAGGACAUUGAAGAUUUGUUUUCUCUGGCCCAGUAUUACCAGAGCAAGACCCCUCUGUCACUCAGAAAGAUGAACCAGAAUCUGUUUGGUAGCAGCCUGGUGGCUCUGAAAGAAGAGGACACUGACCUGAGUCAAGCACUGUGUCUCCCUGUGUCUGUCCCUGAGAUCCUGCAGGCCAACCAGCUGCAGCAGGAUGGGGUACGAUUCUUUGUGGUGGACUGUCGGCCUGCAGAGCAGUACAACUCUGGGCACCUGUCCACGGCCUUCCACCUGGACUCUGACCUGAUGCUCCAGAACCCCUCUGAGUUUGCGCUCUCUGUGAAGUCCCUCUUGGAGGCUCAGAAGCAGUCUUUGGAGUCCGGCUCAAUCGCCAGCGGAGAGCACCUGUGCUUCAUGGGCAGUGGGAGGGAAGAGGAGGAUAUGUAUAUGAACAUGGUGUUGGCCCAUUUUCUGCAGAAAAACAAAGAAUAUGUCAGCAUUGCCAAAGGAGGUUUCAUGGCCCUCCAAAAGCAUCUGGUAGACAUGAAUAUUGAGGGUCUUGACUCGUCAUACGUCCACUGGAUCGUCAGCACGUCAGGAUCUCACAGCAGCCUCAGCUCUGCAGAUGGAGAGUCCCUAAGUAGCCCUGGAGACAGCAAAGGCGUCAAGUCUUUGGUCAACAAAAUGACGUUUGCUCUCAAGUCCAAGUCAGUAAACGUAAAGGAGAAGAUGAUCAGCUUCAUUGAGAAUACCUCCACCCCUGUAGAAAGAAUGUCUUUCACUCUGCCCUGGCCAGAGAAGGUGACUCCAGAUCGGCAUGUGAGCAGCAGCGACCGCGUUGGCAAACCUUACCGCGGGGUGAAGCCCGUUUUCAGUAUUGGUGAUGAAGAGGAGUACGACACAGAUGAGAUCGACAGCUCGUCCAUGUCAGACGACGACAGGAAGGAGAUUGUCAACAUUCAGACCUGGACAAACAAACCAGAUGUAAAGCAUCACAUUCCAUGUAAUGAGGUGAAAGAAACGGGCCACAUGUUCCCCAGCCACUUGUUGAUCACAGCGACUCACAUGUACUGCCUGCGGGAGAUCGCUGCAAGGAAAGGCUUUGCCUACAUCCAGUCCAGACAAGCACUGAACUCUGUGGUGAAGAUCACAUCCAAAAAGAAGCACCCAGAACUGAUUACAUUCAAGUUUGGCAGCAACAACUCAGCUGGAGUGGAGAUAACGGCAGUUGAGAGAUAUUUGAUACCCAACGCAGGCGACGCCACCAAGGUCAUUAAGCAGCAGAUCAUGAAAGUCCUAGACGCUCUGGAGAGUUCGUAAAGGGAGAUGACGGGGUCGUGAUGGCCAGCAGCGACACAAACUGUAAGAAGAGUCUCUGUCUGCCGAGAGUGAAACUCUCUCCCGCUCUCCCCUCGGCUGUCCUCUCCCUCCUGGACAGAUCCAGUGCAGUGUUGACUGUGAAGCCCUGUGUGUCUGUGUUUGGGACGUGGGGACACACUGCUGACUGCAGGCCUGUGGGACAGGCUGGGUGUGUUGAAAUACUUAGGUGCUCCGCAGUCAUCUAACCGUUCUCUUACACUAAGUUCAACAAUAUUGGUUAUACUGUACAUUUUUCUUUGUUAUUGACAAAACAUGGGAUCUUACUGCAGUGCAAUUCCACUUUGGCAACGUUUCUCUGGCCUUAACGUAGCGUACUAAGCGACCUGUUCAAUCAAGACUUUUUCCUUUUGACUCGAGCGUCUCAAUUCCGACCCGUUUGUUUUGUAGUGAACAGUAGUGCAGCUCGGUCAUGUCUAUGAAUUUACUUUUCAGAUGUGUUGAGGGUAGAUUUAUUGAUCAUAGUUCUGGUCUGGAAUUGAGUGAAGCGUGAGGCGACCAGCUCAAACAUUAAGAUGCACAAAUCCCCCCCCCCCCCCCUCAAAAAAAGCAGUGCUGACAUGUGAGGCAGAUUUCCCACCGCAACAACUGUUUUUGAUAACUCUUAUUUUCCAACAGGCAGCCUUAAAUAGAAAUUAUUUGAGGAUGUUUAUAAAUAACUGAAGUGUGUAUAUUGUGUAAACUGCUCUAUAUCAGACAGACCUUUGCAAUGUCCUUUUGAAAGCAUAUCCUGAUUAGUUAGAAUAUGCAGUGAAAGUAAAACUGGCUUCUAAACCAGCUCACACGGUUUGAAGCUCCCCUUUCUUUCUAGAGCUAUACAUAUGAUAAUGAAUUAACCUCAUCUCAUAGCAGUGUGAUGUAGCUCUCAGAAAGCAUGGUUUGCAGCCCCUCUGGACUACAUUAGUAUUACAACAGGAGGUUCGCUGAUUGCAGUUGUUAAGAGCUUGAACGCCUCAGUAUUUUCCAUCCCAUUUAGAUUCAGUAUGGGAAUGAUUUCCCCCUAGUUCACCUUAUUUAAAAAUGUCCAGGUGAAAUAAGUUGCUGAUUAUGUUAGCAUCUAGCAGGCUAUUAUUGCAGUUGAAGCAUCACCAUGCUAACUUCUACCUAUUUAGAAAGGAAAAGAUCACUGUAACAUGGACUUUGCUUUGCACUUUUAAGCACUGCUUUGAGAGGAACGAAAUGAUUGUAAAAAAAAAAAGGAAAAGUCAUUAUAUAUCCAUUUUCAAAUCUGUCUCCACUGUAUUAGUCAAAACUAAGCGGCUUUAGUUUGCUUGCCACUGUUGCCUUCGGCCUCAUGCCUGUGAUGUGUGAUAUUGGCACCAGCAGUGGCAACAUAUCACAAUAUACAUUGCUGCUUCUCAUCUAAUCUUAAACUCUGUUGCUUUCUUAUUCAUUUGCGUUGGAAGUCUAGCUGUGUAGGCAGCCUGGGUUUGAAGUGUCCAAAACUCUGAAGUGAUGCAGCACCUUCCUGAUAGCUCCAGUUGAAACGUCUGUCCAGAGAGGGUUUAUCCCUUUUAUCCAUUAUAAUAAUGAAAUGAUAAAUUAAAUGAGGGGAGAGCUCAAGGCAUAUUUAAAAUAUGAAAACCAAAACUUGAACUAAAGACUCAUAAAUCUGGUCUUUCUUCAAUCUUGUCGUUCAUAGCAUUCCUGUGUAACCCAUGCAUUGUGUUGUAAUUUAGUGAUAUUUUUUCAGUAUUGACUGGAACAUCCUUGAGUCUUUACAUUACUCUGUAACAUCACUAGCAAAGGAUGUCACCACUAGUUGAAAUGCAACAUGUCUCAAGUGUAAUUUGCACCUUACUGUACCGCUAUUAUUUUCUAAGCUUUUCUGUUUUUAAUAAAUGGAGAUUAUUCGACUGCA